Molecule: messenger RNA, 1977 nt
Organism: Aureococcus anophagefferens
Lineage: Eukaryota; Pelagophyceae; Pelagomonadales; Pelagomonadaceae
Exons: 1
Coding region: 1-1977 (658 amino acids)
Source: RefSeq, a predicted model, not a curated record
AUGUUCCUCUUGCCGGUCGUCGCCCUGGCGGCGGCGGCCAGCUCCGAGGACGACGUCUACGAGCGGGUCUACAGCGUGCAGAACCUGCACGACGAGGCCGACGUGCUCUGGCUGCGGUCCGAGGCCGGCUCGAGCAGCGUGGGCCGCGUCUUCGACGCCGUCGCGAAGCACGACGCGUCGCGGCUGCAGACGCGGCGCGCGGCGGCGGCGGGCAUCCUGCCGGCCUACUUCUUCUUCGGCCCGCGGGGCGCGGCCAAGGAGCGGCCGCGGCCGCGGGUCCGCGGCUCGCAGACCAUCGACGAGGCCGGCAUCGCGAACCGGACGCAGGUCGUCGUCUGCAACACGCGGGAGCUGCGCGACAGCGAGCUCUGCGGCGGCCUGGUGGACGAGUCCUACUGGGCGGCCCUCGAGGCGGCCUUCGCCGAGGACCGCGGCGCCGUCGACGGCGACGCGUACGACGCGGACGCGCGGCUCGCCUUGGCCUGCGCGCUCGGCGACCGGAACCACUUCCCGCAGGCCAAGGUCGAGUUGAGGGAGAGCCUGCGGGGCGGCGCCGACGCGGCGCGCCUCGCCCUGGGGCGCGUCAUGGUCGUCGCGGCGAUUCUGGACGGCGGCGGCCGGCGGCCGGAUUUCAUGGCGGACGUCCGCGCCUUGGUCGACGACGUCGACGGCACCAUGGCCUUCGGGGCGCGCGUCGCCGGCGCGCGCGCGGGGCGCGUGCUGCGGUCGGAGUGCGCCGGAAACGCGCCGGAUUUGAGCGUCAUCGCGAAGGCGCUCGCCGCCGGGGCCGACGUCCUCGAGGCGGACGCGCACGGCCGGGUGCCGGUCGUCCUGGCGGCGUCCGCGGGCCACGCGAAGCUGCUGAAGAUCCUGUGCGGGACGGCGGCGCCGCCGGCGCCGGCGCUCGCCAUCGCGGCCAAGGCCGCGGCGGCCGACGGCGACGCGGCGGUGUUAGAGGCGCUCGUCGCGCACUGCGGCCUCCCGUCGGAAGCGCUGCCGCCGCGCUCGUGGUACGCCAGGGACAUGGGCGAGGAGCGGCGGCGCGUCGAAAAGUUCCUGGCGACGUGGUCCCGGAGCGCGGCCGCGGGCGCGGCCGCCGCGGGCCGCGGCGCCGUCAGACGCGCGGCCGCGGCGCUGUCGGCGGCCCGGGCCGCCGCGGCGCGCGCCGUCGGCGGCACUCAGGCCGCCGCGCGGCGCGCCUACGACGGCGCCCGGGGGUCCGCGCGGCGCGCCGUCGACGGCCUCGUCGGCCGCGCGGUCGCGGUCGCGGCCGCGGCCAAAGCGGCGCUGGCCUUUGGGGUGGCGACCUGCGUGCCGUCGCCCCUCGGCUUCGCGGCCGUCGCGGCGCCCUUUCUAGGCGUCCUGGCCGCGAACUGGCGGUCGCACCGUCCGCGGCGCGACCGCGCGUGGGACCUCCGCGACGACGCGCGCGGCCGCUACCUCGAGGCGCUGGACCGCGAGAUCGACGCGCUCCGGUCGCCGAAGCGGGGCGCGCGGGACCCGCCGGCCGCGGCCGCGGCGCUCCUCGACGAGGCGCGGCGGCUCGUCCGCGACGUGCGGGACGCGCGCGACCCGGCGCCCGCCGCGAGGACCGGCGCGCGGCGCGACGUGCAAAUCGUCCGGGACCCGCCGGGCGCCGCGUCACCGGCGACGCCCGCGCGCAAGGCGGCGCGGAGCUUGGAGGCCCUCGCGGCGCUCCGCGAGCUCGACCCGCGCGCGCUGCCGAACGACGCGCUCGAGGUCGUCGACGAGCUCCUGCCGGAGCUCACGCGCAAGGUCGCGCGGGAGAUCGCGCGGCGGGCGAGCCGCGUCCAGGCCACGGACCUGACGGAGUGCGUCGUCUGCCUCGAGGACUCGCGCCAGGUCGCCUUCUCCUGCGGCCACCUCUGCGUCUGCGAGGCGUGCGCCGCGGACAUCGCCGAGUGCCCCCUCUGCCGGAGCCCCGUACGCACGAAGCGCCGCAUCUACUUCGACUAA